GUAGGUGCUUCGGAACAUUCUGCAAACGGCCCGAGUGUGACACCAGCAAACAUGAUCACCACCUCGUCACCCGUCUUGGUGACUCUGGCGUUGUGCUCUGUGCUUGCGUCUGGCAACCCUCAGAGCUUCUACUACUUCCAACCCCCGUACCACCAAAAUCAACAACAGCAAUACCACGCACCUCAAGCGCAGCAAUAUCAGCAAUAUUAUGCUCCACAAAACCAACAGUAUCAGCAAUACCAACCACAGUACCAGCCGCAGUACAGCCAAAGACAACAGCAAUAUUACGGUGGACAAGCGGCGGCACCCUACCCCUUCCCUUAUCAGGGUGGCGGAUUCCUAGCGCCAGGAAGUUACAACCCGGCGUACAACUACAAUCCAGGAUACAGCACCUCAACAGUACAAAGUUAUGGUCCCGUGCCACCCCACCAGUACUAUUCGCCCCCGCAGCAACAGCCCCAGUACGUUUUCGUGUACCCCGGCAAUCCGUAUCAACCCUAUCCGAGCAACACCCCUGCCGUUCGCUCUCCGCCAAUGGACGACACCGGUGACGCUGAGGUCAUCAACACACUGAACAGCAACGAGCACCCCGAGCAGGACGCCUCCCACGAGCGCCGGGAACCCCUUAGCCCUGAUGUGGCCCAGUCAGGACCGGAAGCUGGACGCAGAGUUAUGCCUGAGAAGCACGUCGUGCUCCGCAAACCCCAGAGGGUGCAGAAGUUGGUUGACGAGGCCAAAAUGGUGAGGCAACAGCAACAACAGGCCCAAGCGAAGGUGGACGACGACGUUGACACGAUUGUCGUUGAGACUGAAGACGAAGAAGAUGACAGCGCAUCGAACCGCCCUGACGAGAAGGGAUGGCGCCGGCGCCUGGCCCCUAGUCUACAGUCUGUAUACUUGGAAGCUGAUGAUGACGACGCACGUGCUGGAAUCAAAGCCCCUUCGACCGGAAGUGGCGAGGGGGUGGUUGUUGGAGAAGAUUCCAAUGGACCUUCCGUGGCGUCUGUCAAACCGGCGGCCAUCGCCCUCGCUGGACCUGGAGGAGUUGCUUCUGCAGCCCCAGUUGGAACAGCAGUGGUAGGACCUGGAGGACUGGCCGUCGCUGCCCCAUCGGCCACAGCCGUCGCUGGACCUACCAGCGGCGUCCCUCCUGGCGUCCUCGGAGGCACUGCUUCUGCCAGGUCCAACUUCCGUCUGCAUCAAAUGCUGGAGAAGAUGUACGCGGCUCCUGCGCGUCGAGCAGCCCUCAGGUCUGCUGCCGCUUACAACCUCGAAGACUUCUACUAAACUGUGCCCGGCCCGCUGUGUAAAUAAUAUGUGCAAUCAAAUAUUGAAUUUGAAAACUAUGUUUAUGUCCGCCGAUUGAGUGCGUGCAGGGAGGCUGAAUUGAUUCCAGUUAGUUAUUUAAGCUUUCAUGCAUAACUAAUUGCAAUGAAUGUGAGAAGCGGACAUAUAAUGUAUUAUUUCAAAAGAGAAAAAAUUGGCUGAAACGCCGAUGUUGGAAAUUUGUUUUAAGAAAAUAAGAAUUGUAAUUGCUCGUUAGACAUAUAAAUAUCUGCCAUGACAUACAAUUAAAAUGCCAUCACACGAAAAUUUAAAAAUAAAAAAUUUCAAACGCUGUCACUUUUCUUGCACCGCAAAAUGGAAAGUUUUGAAAUGUUAUUUACGGAUGGAAUGCUCACCCUGAAGAUCAACACCGUUAUAACAAGGCAUUGUAGAUCUCAUUUUGAACGUCAAACUAUAAGCUGUCAUCAUUAUCUUUCAAUAAAAAAUACAGAAAUGUCAA
Neocloeon triangulifer is the source of this 1786-nucleotide messenger RNA. RefSeq lists its product as uncharacterized. The transcript has 5 exons. Lineage: Eukaryota; Metazoa; Arthropoda; Insecta; Ephemeroptera; Baetidae. Bases 52 to 1287 code for a protein of 411 amino acids. The record is from RefSeq and is a predicted model, not a curated record.